This is a messenger RNA of Amoebophrya sp. A25, 7545 nucleotides long. NCBI's taxonomy places the organism in Eukaryota, Dinophyceae, Syndiniales, Amoebophryaceae. The record is from the annotation of a GenBank genome assembly.
AGAUUACGAUUAUUGGCAAGGCUUUCGCGCGCUCCUGGUUCGCAGUGUUCUAUCAACUCGUCUUCGAGUUGUUACAUCAAGAACACAUCUACCAAUCUUUGAAUUUUACAGUUUCCGCUUGGCUCAUAAGAUUAAGAAUAUGCACGUGAUCAUGUUAUCGUCCUCAAUUAUAGUACAUUCAUAAAAAAUAGAGAUCAUAAUCAACAUGAGAAGUUUUUUUUCUAGAUGUUUGUCGCAAUGUGGUCUUUUCUAAAUCUAAUGAAUUAUAUGCACUGCAGCUGAUCCACCACUUCUUCUGAGAAAAAAAUUCAAAAAAAAUGUUGGCAUCUUCGAGUCUAGCAAGGGACAGCGCUUGUGCGGCUUGUGCACUUCGGAGUUCACUUGUCGGAGGUCUAAAUGCUCUGGUAUGCAACGGUUGUAGGAGCAGUCCGAUAUGUGCAACUAGCUCAAGAACAUGUACACCUUCUUCAACAGGUCCUCCCGCGGGAGUUUUUGGGACGAGUUGUACAUCUCGGAGCUCUAGAAGGACGAUAGCACCAGGAACCGCACCAUGUGUUUUACGUACCGAUGUGAAGCAUUUCAGUAGCCGCGGCGUUUUUGAAGGCGACGACGGGACUAUGGGGGAUCUGUCAGCGAGAAGCAAUAGCUGUAGCUCUUCCUCGACAGGUGGUGGGACAGGUGGUGGAUUUUUCCCUCCGAUAUCGCUCUUGACUUCAUCGCAGGCUUCCGUUUCGGGAGCUUCCGCAGGAGGAGUUUUUACCAACAAGAAUCUGCUCGAUAGAGCACAACAUGAUUUCCAACGUCGUGGUCUCAUUCAGGCUUUUAGUUCUUUGUCCUCUUGCCCUGCAACAUCAUCGAGUAGUACCGGCGCAAGCUCGACGGGGCAACCGCCAGGGGUGGAGCAUGUGAUUUUAGGUCAGGGACCUAUACCUGAUAUUACUAGUAGUAUCGGAUCGCCUAGUAAGCUAACUACACUCUCUUGCGGGGGCGGUCGAGAGCCACCAGAGAAUGGACCUGGGCGACCUCCUGAAAAGGGGAAGCCGUCUUCGUCGUCAUCGUCGACAGGCACAUCGACAUCUUCCCCUUCUCAUCCGACUGCGGCAAGCAAAAACACGACCACUUCUGCUUCCACUAUACCUCGAUCAGCGUCCUCUUCUUCUACUUCCGCAUCAAGUGCUGACAGUAGUUCUAGUAGAUCCGCCAGUUCCAACGGGGGCAUGUCUAGUAAUGGAAAAAACGGGACGAAUGGGGUGUCUACAACUUUCUCCAACGGAACUAGCAACGGUAAUGGAAAUGGAAAAGGGCAUCGUUUUAAAGCGUCCCAUCAAGCGGAGAAGUCAACGUCCCUGCAGAGCAAGAGAAAGCUGCGGAGGGAGCAACUGAAGAACUACCUGAAUCCAGAAAGGGUGCUCUUUACAGCCCAGGGCCUUGUCCUUAAAGCUAAGGCAGCAGGGCGGUUCACAGUGUCUAAAUUGCAAAACCUGAGAAAGGGGAUUGUCCGGGUCUGCAAGGAUCCUAGAGUUCUCUCGUUGUGGGCUCAGGACGUCAAAGACGCAGUGAAACAUUUCAUAGAGUGGAAUAAACAAGGUAAUCAUGAUGUAAUUCAUAUCGUCAUCUAGUAGGGAGUUUGUCGUUCUUGUGUUUCUUCAAGUUCAAUAGUAUUACAUCUCUGUCUACUACUAGAUCUAGAACUACUACUACUAGAAUUCUAAAUCUAGAACGAUCAGCAAUUGAAUGAUAAUUACUGGUGGAACGAAAAGCAUAGAAGAUUAUAGUAUAGUCGAUACGCAUGAUUUCACUCCACACAGGUUUCGGCCUGUUUUGGUUGAACAUGAAAGUUACCCGGAAACUUUUGACGCGGCGCAUGCAAGGGCAUACUUUGUCCUAUCGCGAUCGUCAGUUGCUGGUGAGGACAACGGGAGACGUUUUCAAGCUGAUUCCGUUUAGCUUUUUCUUGAUCAUUCCUUUCGCGGAGAUCGCUUUGCCUCCUGUUUUAUAUUUUUUCCCUGGACUGAUGCCCUCCACGUUCCUUGAGAAAGGGCAAGAGAAUGAGUCUCUAGUGCGCAAGCUAAAGGCGAAGAAGGAGCUAGCAGUGUUUUUUCAAGAGGUAAUACCGCUAAAGACAAGGCCCCUGAGAAGAGGCGGGCUAUAAUGACUUUGAUGGGCAAACCCACUGUUUGUCCUUCUUUCGACUAGUAUUGUAUAGAAGCUGUAGAGGCAUCAACAUUAGUGUUUAGAAUGAUAUUUGAGUUUGCUCGUACGUUGAUAGACGUCAACUCGUAUUUUUGAAUGGUUGAGUACAAGAACAACAUCACUUCACCACAAACACGACCCGCCACCCAUAAUUACCAGGUAGUCGAUGCCAACACGAAGGAACAAAUUUUCAAAGCUGCAAGUGCUGAUAGCGAAAAAGGUAUGAGUUUGGAGGAAGCACAGUACGAAUUCAAUGCUUUUCAGGCGAAGAUGGAACGUGGGGAGUUUCCAAGUGCGCAAGAGGUAUUUCGCCGUCUUGUUUGAAGUGCAUUUCGUUGACUGUGCGAGCCUGUAAGUAGGGAAAUAUCUUCGAUGGGGUAAACGUCAAGCUGCGCCAGAACUUGCGAGCCCUCGCACGCGGUCUCCCUGCACGCUAUCGCCUUGCCUCGCUCAGAGCUGCCUGCCGGCGUGUCGCUGGGUGAAGGAAGUGCUGAAGCCUCUCGACGGAGUAGGCAACGGCCACCACGCGCGUCGUUUCCAGCGGCGCACUCGGGCAAAUGCGACGCAACGAGCCUGGCGACCUUUUGCAAAAUUACCGCCGGCGACACGUUGGCGAAGAGGUUGGCCGAACAACCAGCCCCGGCUGCGAUGGAGCUUUUCUCGGCUGGGCCCGGGUAGACGCCCCAGACAUUGCUUGCCAGCCUCUGGAGACACUGGCUCGCCGUUGUCUGGACCAAAGAAACAGGGACGAAACUGCGCGGCGGGUGCAAGGCUAAAAGCCUUCUAAGGAAAUCGGCAACCGUAUAGGCGAGGACGAGGAGGCGGAGGGCCGCCCCGUACACGCUUGGCGACAAUGCCAAGAAUAGAACACGACGCAGAAGACAAGGGGCACGCUCCUCGCUGUGGCAGGGGAAGCCUGUAGCAUUCUAGGUCUAGGCGACUGGCGCGAAGCUGGGGGGAGUGGAGGCACAUGCGUAAGCCGCCUGCCUUUUUCGCCGUCUGUUGUUAUAGUUUCGCGCAGUUUUGGCAAGCAUAGCAGUGGGCUCCCGCGUGGUGGCGUGCUCGGCUUUGUGGUGGGAGGUUGGCCCCGUCUGUAAGUGCGGCGGCUGCCUGCCACGACCGAGCCCGCGACUGCACUACGCGCCUUUGUCUGUUGUCUUCAUUUGCCAAAGAAUGAGCUCGGAAGACGGUGCUAGCGGAGCUCGGUGCAAGUUUGUACCUGAUGGGCCGGCCGCUGUUCCACUGUCGGCACUGGGGGGCCCCGGUAAAGGGACGCCUGGGGCCCCUGUCUUGACAAAGACAAAAUCGGGAAAGAAUCACCGUGGUGACUGUUUGUUCAGUGUUCACUUCGGCGCAGGGUUGAGGCGGUGCGCCAUCUUGGGGCUUGCUUUGCUUGGAUGUGUCUGAGGGGACAGGUUCGCCGCACUGCCAAGGACGCGCCGGCAGACGGGACAGCCAGGCGGCUGGAGGAACUGGCUCGCGCCUACUUUUCUCCAAACAGGCGCUGAGGGCAAACAGAAACGCAGCCGAUGGCUGUGUUUCUGACUGGUUUGGCGUGGGAGAUUCGACUGCGGCCAAAAUCUGGAAGGGGGCCGCGUAGUUGUCGCGCAUUUGCUCAAAGCAGUGCAGCCCCUACCUGAGAAGGAGGUGGGAAGGGGAGGGGGAGCGGUAAGGCUUUUUAGCGGGUUUUGAAGUAAGUUAGAGGCCGCGCCGUUAUCCAUCUCUGUUUCGUAGACGCUUGCGCUAUCAGCGGUCGCGUGCGUGGGAAGUCGUGACCUCGUCGCGCGCGGAGGUCUCGGCGUGGUUUGGGAAGGAUGGAUGUGGAGGCAGCUUGAGGCCCUGCCUUCGCACAGCGCGCGAAUUUACAGACGCCAAAAGGGAAACAGCAGCGCCCCAGGCUUCGCGGCGGAUUGGUGUCGGUCCAUAUUUAUGGCAAAAAGCAAAACGCACCCGGGAGGCGGGUGCCGCGAAGAGCACGGCCAUGAAGGCACUGAGGAGCGUGCAGGAGGAGCGCGCUGCAAUUGAGACGAAAGAAGCCGCGGAGCGUCUUCGCUAUGGGUAUGGGGUCGAGCCUCCAAAAAGUACCGGGAUAAUUUCAACCACAGCAAGGCCACCGCUGCGCCUUUUCUAGUCAAAACCCGGGCGCAGUCGCUUGGUGUCAAUCUUGAAGGCGUCGAGAAUGUCCGCGGGGUCAUCUUCGAGGGGAAAGGGGCCCGCCGGUUUGCCGGCUGGCCUCGGCGGGGGAAGCCGCGAGGCAUUCGCAAGGCAGUCACGCGCCAGCAGAUCCACGAGAAGAGCAAAAGCCUCGCCAAAGAUAAGACAGAGCCAAGGCGCUGAGUAAGGGCGUGACAGUGGAAGGCUUCGGCUGUGAUUGCUGCCCGCGCCGCAGGCUUGGGGAUGGUUCUGGUCCCAGGGCCCCGGCUUCUGUAACGGUUGCGCAGGCUGGUGCGCUUAAAUGGAGCGGCUCAAAAAAGGCCGGGGCGGCUUUGCGUGGUUUCUGUCUUUCAGGGCCUUCAGAAAUCUCCUCAAUCUGUGCAGCGUAUCGACGUUGAGAGCGGCCGGAUAUGGUUCACACAUAACGGGCUGCGAUUCUGGCGCCGAGUGGGCCACGGUUGGGCCGAAGGUGGCGCAAUGGAAUCCCUUCGGCAUUCCUACCCGAGUGGUGAAUAUGCGUGGCGACAAAAUUACUGGCAAGCUCCUAUGAGCUAUCCUUACUUUUCCUAUGUUCCUGAUGCGUCUUAUCCUAUCGUUCGCUGAUGUUCUCGUCUUGGUUGAUCUAUUGUCAGAAUUGAGGCACUCUUGACAGUUUCUCUGACUUUAAAAAUCCUAACUAAUAGUAAUUUCUGUGUCUCUUUUAUGAAUGGAUGGACAUAACUUAGCGCAGCCAGGGGGUGCGCUGCUAGCUUGGGCAUUGAGAGAGGGCGGGCGAAUGGGUCAAGACUCAAGGCUCACGCCUGGCAGUGCCUGGACGCACAAAGGGGGGCAGGAGCUGGCCCAUCUAAUCCCUUGCGGCUUUCGUGAAGUUAAUACCGAAGCCAACUCGUGAAGACUGACGGCGCUUCAGGACAGUCUGCGCCGCCAGGUUGCGGCUGUCUUUUCUUAUUGGGUGGUUGGAGGUGUACAGGGUGGAGAAGGAGAUAGCUGCGCGGUGGCCGGGGUGAACGAAUGAAGGGAAAGGGCAGUGAAGGCAAAACAAGCGGCGGCCAAGGGCUGGCGUGGCUGGGGGCUCGGCCUCGUCGUUCCGCAAGUGGAUGGGGCUGCGCUGUCGCGCAAGGCGGCGGCGGUGCGUCUGUGUCUGUGGUCAAAGACUGGAAAAGCGCCGCCACUCGCCUGCCCAUGGGCUGCGCUGGGGUCUUUUCCAUGUGAGGGCAGCCUGGGGUGGCUACAUACAUUUUGGGUGGGCGCGCAGCGCUUCUUCAAUCGGUGGAGGCGGCGGCAUUGCUGGGGCCCCUCGUCUCAUGUUGCCGGCGCCACCACCACCCCCGCCGCGGCUGCUUCUUUGUGUUUCCCUCGCCGGCUGUCCGGCAUGCCUGGCUGCGGUGGUGGGUUGCUUUUGCUCGUUCUUCUGACGCAAAGCGCCGGUGGCGCCCAGCAGCGGGGGCGUUUGUUUUCUAUUCUUCAUUGCAUAAAAAUGUCAUCUGUAUGUUGUUUCAGAGAAGUAAACCCUUUUUUUGUCUAAAGUCUACCUGAUUAAUAUUUAUUAGAUUGAGAACAAAUUCCGCGGCUGCAAAACAUGAGACUAGCAAGCUGGCACUCUGUAGCUACCAACGAUGUAUACGAGUCGCUCAAAGCCUCAAUGAAGAAGGACACGAAUCCCUAUCAAUCCCUUUCUUCAACUUAACCUCCUCUCCUCCCCAAUGAAGGUCGUAAGAUUUUCGAAGCAGUUCGGUCGCUGGUUUACAUUUGACAACCUCCCUGACGAUAAGCUUCGGAUUAUGGCGGAUAUCUUGGGCCUGGGAGAUAGUCCUUUAUUCCGCUCACACCUCGCUUUGCGUCUCCGACAUCAUAUCAACAGGUGCUUCGAUUUUUCUUUCCUCAUACUACGCUUUGACAGGGUUAGGAAUGUUGACACACCCAUCAUUCGCUAUGUUAAAACUUAGAUUAGCGUGUGUAGCGGAGACAUCCGUUGACGGGCUUUGCGAAGGUCGGGCCCGCCUACCUUGUAGGAAUUUUCUCGUGCAUGAUGUAGUACUCAAGUUUCACACGUCGCUCCUUUGAUGUAAGUAUGUGUGUAUGUAUAUGCAUCAGGAAUGAGGGCCGCGACUCGCCUGUUAAAAGAAAAACCACAUCUCAAUCUCUCAGAUUGCGUCGCGAGGAUCGUGAGAUUAUGUUUGAGGGUGUGGAUUCCUUAUCACGUGAUGACUUGGUGGAACUUUGUCGUGCGAGGGCUAUUCCAUUCACCGCGGACAUUUCGGAUGAGGCUAUGCGUGAGGGCUUACGAGGAUGGCUAGAACUCAGCGCUCACCGACAGAUCCCCGUUUCUGUGCUCUUGUGGGUGCAAACUUAUGAAAACGAUGUGUCGAUAUAUUCGGCCUCAAAUCUUGAGUUUUUGAGAUCCAAACUAGCCGCACCAGUACACCGACAUUCUGCAAAACUUGAACUACCCUCUUUAGGUCUAACAACGUUACUAAUUAAAUUGUUCUUACUAUUUUUUCAAUUGAUCCUCUAGCUACUACCUUGUCUCCUGAACAGAUAAGAUAUUCCCUCACGACGCCUCUCGAAGACGAAGAAGAGGGUUACUAUUAAUUUGACCCUCUACUCUUUGAACAAAAGUCUUCCCUCAGGAUGCUCACCCUCUUCUAAUGCCUGUACUAUUUGACCGGUGAAGGCAAGCUUGAGGGUCUCGACUUGGACAAGGUCGUGGAGACACCAGCAAGCCUGAAUGGAACAGCCGGAAGCAGACAAAGCUCGAGAGGCAAGACGGCACCUUUAGGAAAGACGGUACCUCUAGGAAAGAGAAAAACGGUACCUUUGGCCCUACUGGCAAGAGCAUUGAGUCGUCGAUGCUACAAAAUUUCACAUGCACUCCCUAUCGUAUCAGUCACUAUGCUUCCUCCGGGAGGAGGUGGUGGGGUUGUAAACAGUAAAAGUAACCGACAUGAUUCAGCACCAUCACGCUAUGCACUAAAUGGAGCUUACCACCAUAGUAGCAAAAGUACUAGGACCACACAAUCUCCGAUUCCUUCUAGAAAUACUGCAGUGCUGAAUGAUACAUCAAUAUCAAGCUACGGUUCUACUUCGUCUAUGGACCACACUUCUACUGACGCCCCAGUAAUUAUUCUUACACUUAAACGCCGCAAGUCUAGACGAAUAUGCAAAAUCCAAAGUGCUACAGGAGCAUCACUCGCAUGA